Messenger RNA from Penicillium diatomitis, 1059 nucleotides. RefSeq lists its product as uncharacterized. Bases 1 to 1059 code for a protein of 352 amino acids. The record is from RefSeq and is a predicted model, not a curated record. Lineage: Eukaryota; Fungi; Ascomycota; Eurotiomycetes; Eurotiales; Aspergillaceae. The transcript has a single exon.
AUGGAGAGUGCGUCGCAAGGACAACUAUUCAACACCUCGUGGACUCUUCACCGUCUGUCCCCACUCUAUCACGGCGAAGACUCAGUAAGUCUUCUCAGCAACGCCGCCGCACUGAAAGCAUAUGCAACGCGAUUACGCGAUCAACUCACCGGCGACGUCCUAGCUGGUCUGCACAUCCCCACGAGUGCGACCGCAGACGAGACCUUGUCCCGGACGGGCGCAUUACUCGAUUGCCGCUGGGAGACUCUCGAGCCGAGCUCGACUCGACCCAACGCCUCGUUCUCGGGACUCCUGGUCACGCUUGAAUAUGAGAACAUCUCGUGCAAGGCAGCUUUAUUGGCCAGCCCUGACGACAAUGAUGCCACGAAUUCCACGUCACGGGCCAAGCGUAGUGGCGUGACAAUGCUGCCUUUGCUGUUGACGAGGUUCCCUACUGCUCUACGACAAACUUUCAUCUCUUUCUUGCAGUCCAAUUUCGAUGCAUACUGCUCGAAUCUCCGACUUUCGUCGGCCUUCCUGUGUACAGGACUGGAGACUUUCAUCACCGAAUUGCGCGGGUCGAGAGAUCACUCCAAUGCAGAUAAUGCCGUCGAAGAGACGGUCAGGGAUCUACAAUUGUCACUGGCAUUCUCAUCGUCCAUCACGCCGGCUUUACGAAAUCUCAAUGUCAACAUUGCUCGAGAUUCGCUCGUUGGAUUUCUCAAUUCUGACUCUACCUCGGAGACAUCGCGAAGGAAAUCGCCUACGCAGCGUCAACCAAAGAGCAAGUUAAUCGCGAAUAUCAGCGCUUAUCUCGAUACACAUCUCGCCAUGCAAGUCGAUCUUGACGGGUCACUACAGAACACGGUCUCCCGGCAGCAUGUGCGACUGUCGAAAGUCGCAUGUGCCGCGUUCGUGUUGGGCAGCGAGGGACGGAUGAAGCUUGUUGUGAACGCGACGCAGACCAGUGGGAACGAAGAUGAUGCGGAGCAGCGAGUACCUCCAUCUUUGAGGGCAAGUGAGAUGCUGCUGCGUUCGAUUAUCGAAAAGGCUGCCAUGGCCGAUUUGAGUACGACUUGA